Messenger RNA from Neospora caninum, 759 nucleotides. RefSeq lists its product as hypothetical. The record is from RefSeq and is a predicted model, not a curated record. The coding region runs from base 1 to 759 and encodes 252 amino acids. The transcript has a single exon. NCBI's taxonomy places the organism in Eukaryota, Apicomplexa, Conoidasida, Eucoccidiorida, Sarcocystidae.
AUGGCGCGAGACACUGCGUCACCUUUGGAGCCAGAGGCGGGAUCGCCCGACGACCUUAGCAUUUUAGGUGAUAGUAGGCUUUCUUCGGACCUCAGCCAGCGAUCGGGAUCGACUGCAGGGAGCGAGGAUACUCCGAAAUCGACUUGCUCGUUAAACGACAAGCUGAGGGCAACAGACCUUCAACAGGCCCUCGAAUCGUUGUCUUUACGUGUGCCGCUGGACGAUCUGAAUCGCGAUGGCGGCGUGAGUAGCUCAAAGUCGCGUUUCACACUACAAGCCAGUCAGGAUGGUGUGUGUCAGCAUGUGGAUGCAGCGAGAGAACCUCGACUCCGCUGGGACCACAAAUUGACAAACGUCAAGACUCACGCUACACUUCCUAGUGCGGCCGUACACCGAAGCGUUCGUGACCGUCCAACUCCUGGGAUGUGGACCCCCUCUUCCCUGGUGUCUACGCCUGGCUUGGAGAACGAGGACGGUGGACGUUCCGACACAAAUACUGUACACAGCAACGGGAGGCAUUUGUCCCACGUUGUCUCGCACAGUAUGGUGGUGCCGACUGAGCUAUCGGCGCACGAGGUGAUCUACUUGAAGUUGCUGUAUUACUACAAACGGCGAGCCCGGUCUACAAGGGAGAAUCUGUGGGGGCCUUCCGACUUUUGCUUGCAUUGCUGUCGACGAUACAAAGUGGCCGAUUCGAUCACCGAUGGUCUCAUGGAAGACUUGAAACGACACACAGGCUCCAGCCCAUCGCUUCCGUAA